ACGUGAUGAAGUUCGCCGAGCUUAUCUACAAAUGGGGCGUAUUAGAAUAAAACUUGCUAAGUAUCCAGGUACUCCAAUGGGAAUCCAAGACCGUCGAUUUUCUGCGAAGUGGUUUGAUGAAUUUCAUUGGUUAGAAUAUUCUAAAGCUAAAGAUGUUGUGUUCUGUUUCUAUUGCUAUUUAUUUGAGAAAAAUCCACCAAGAAGACCAGAGUACACUUUUGAAGGAUUUAGAAAUUGGCAUAACGUUAAAAAUGGAUCUAAAUGUGCAUUUUUGGCACACAUGGGAAGUAGCAAUUCUGUACACUUCACAUCUGUAGAAGCAGGUGAGAAUUUAAAGAAUCCACGGCAACAUAUUUCCACUAUUAUACGUACGCAGUCGAUAGAGAUUAUACGGAGAAACAGGUUAAGAUUCACAAUAUCGGUUCAAUGUGCCAUGUGGUUAGCUUUUCAGCAAUGUCCUUUUAGAGGACACGAUGAGUCGAAAAAUUCAAAGAACCGUGGUAAUUUUCUUGAGAUGGUUAGAUUUUCCGCCACACUCAAUGACAAGGUGAAAGAGGUUGUCCUAGAAAAUGCUCCCAAAAAUUCUACUUAUACGUCGCCUGCUAUUCAAAAAGAGAUUUUGAAUAUUGUUUCUAACGAAAUCAGAGACAAGAUUCGUGAAGAAAUUGGAGAUAGGAAAUAUUGCAUACUUGUGGAUGAAUCUAAAGAUGCUUCAGAUAAAGAGCAGAUGGUGCUAGUUUUGAGGAUCUUUCCAAGAUGCUCAAGAAGAUGAUAUUAACCAAAGGUUGGCUAAUGGUGAUCUUGAGACAGGUAGAGGGGCUAAUCAAAUAGGUUGCUUUAAAGGAAUGGGCGUUUCGACAACCAUGAUGGAAGCAAGGGUGACAACAUUUUCUGCGAUAAAAUGGGUGCCAUUGCUGAGGCAGGCGGAAUAAAAGCUUUAGAGGAUCUUAUUUUCAGAUGGUCCUUCGGUGGUGAUGGAGUCCUUGUAUGUGUUAUGCAUGAAUUUUCGUUGAUAUAUUAUAGGAAGUACUACAGGAAUACAAGGUUAACUCUGAAUUGGUGAUUCUUGUAGUUGCAGGAAAUCCUACACUA
Messenger RNA from Papaver somniferum (opium poppy), 1092 nucleotides. RefSeq names its product zinc finger MYM-type protein 1-like. The transcript is spliced from 4 exons. Lineage: Eukaryota; Viridiplantae; Streptophyta; Magnoliopsida; Ranunculales; Papaveraceae. The record is from RefSeq and is a predicted model, not a curated record. The coding region runs from base 32 to 772 and encodes 246 amino acids.